This is a messenger RNA of Andrographis paniculata, 1384 nucleotides long. RefSeq names its product inositol-tetrakisphosphate 1-kinase 3-like. Gene Ontology annotation, biological process: inositol trisphosphate metabolic process. Gene Ontology annotation, molecular function: magnesium ion binding; inositol-1,3,4-trisphosphate 5-kinase activity; ATP binding. Bases 195 to 1208 code for a protein of 337 amino acids. Gene Ontology annotation, cellular component: cytoplasm. The record is from RefSeq and is a predicted model, not a curated record. The transcript is spliced from 10 exons. NCBI's taxonomy places the organism in Eukaryota, Viridiplantae, Streptophyta, Magnoliopsida, Lamiales, Acanthaceae.
CUGCUCCCUCAGCUUCUCUCUAUAUAUAGAGAGAGGGAGUUAAGAGUUUGUUGGUUAUUAAUCAACAACUUCUUCUGCUCCCACUUGGAAUCUACAACUUCUGAUCUCGCCGGCCAUCGUUUUCUUCUCCGAAUUGGGAAAGGUUUUUCCUUCAUUUCGAGCCUCCUUUCUGUGAUGUCGGGAGAUUAUCGACAAUGAGUAUGAGCGCGACUGUUCCUUUGAAAGAAGGGGAAGCACCAGAGGCGUCCACUAGUGCGCCGGCGGAGGCGGCGGGGAAGACUUCGAAGGUUGUAGUUGGAUACGCUCUCAGUUUGAAGAAGAAGAACAGUUUCCUGCGGCCCAAGUUUCUUAACGUAGCUCGAACCAAGGGGAUUGAAUUUGUGCCGAUUGAUGUGAAUAAACCUUUAUCGGAACAAGGUCCAUUCGACAUUAUUUUACACAAGAUAGAAGGAAAGGAAUGGACUGAAGCUGUUAAGGGACUGAAGCCGGAUGUCAUAGUCCUUGACCCCCCUGAUUCCAUUCAGCGACUGCGAAAUCGCCAAUUGAUGCUCGAGGUGGUUUCUGAUCUGAAGUUUCAAGAUAGUGAUGGCAAUGAAUUAGGUCAUGUUCGUGUUCCGAGACAGGUGGUGAGUUCUAGCAAUCCUGCUUCAAUACCUGAUGAAGUUUCUAAAGCAGGACUAAAGGUGCCAAUAGUUGUGAAACCACUGCUCCUCGAUGAAACUGCAAAGUCGCAUGAACUAUCCCUUGCGUACGAUCUUCCAUCCCUCGCAAAACUCAAUGAACUCGAUGGUCCCGUUGUCUUACAAGAGUUCAUCAAUCAUGGCGCUGUGCUGUUUAAAGUUUUCGUAGUCGGUGAGGCUGUUCAAGUUGUAACACGCCCAUCACUGUGUGAUGUAUUCGACUACGAACUAUCACUACUUUCCGGCAUCAUUCCCUUGUACAGAGUUUCCUCUGCUGAAGCAUCUUCACUAAUUGCAGUUCCAUAUUUUGAACUUCCUCCACAGCCUUUGAUUGAAGGCCUUGUAAAAGAUCUCCGCGAAAAACUGGGACUACGUCUAUUCAACAUAGACGUUAUCAAAAAGAGAGGGAGCAAGGAAUACUACGUCGUGGACAUAAACUACUUCCCUGGAUACGCAAAGAUGCCCGGUUACGAGGACAUAUUCUCCGAGUUCCUCGUCAGCCUCGGCCCGAGCAUGAAACAGCUGUGAUGAGUGUUCGUUUUCUUACUUCUUCUACAUCUACCUUUCUUUAAUUUCUUAGCUCAGAUCUAUCAUCAUAUCAUAGUUCAAAUAUACAGAAAAAAUAGGUUUCAUUGGAUUAGCAAUGAAAUGUUUUUUUGGGGAUUAUCCAUUGUUAUCACAUAAGGUCCUGACUAUUCGUUCUA